AUGAAAUUGAAUUCUGAUUCAAAUAAACCAGGCAUUGGCUUAACAUAAGAUCAGGUUUUUCAAAAUGAAUACUUAAGUUAUUUAAAGCAGUUAUCUAAAGAAGAAGAUUUAAAUUUGAUGUCAGAAAUAAUUUAACCUUAAUUGUUCAACAUUAAUGAAAUUUCUAGUUUCAAAGAAUAACUAAUUUAAAAUAAAUUCGAGCCUCUCUAAUUAAUUUUUCCUAUUAAAAAUGGAUUUGAUGUCAUUUCUAAAAACUUAAAUGAGCUAGAUAAUAAAAUUGUAAAGCUAGAACAAUAACUUUGUAUCGGAGAAAAUUAAAAUGGUUUAGGUGAUGAAGAGAUAUAAAAUCUAAGAACAGAUUAUUUUUUGGACAAUAACAGAUAAUAAUUAAAUAGAUUGGAGUUUAGUUAUCCUAAAUUAUAAGAUGAGGAGCAAAAAUAUAAUUAUUAAUAAACAUAAAUAUCUCAUUCAGUUCAAGCUUAAAUAUUAUAAUUCUCACAUGAUUUAUAUCAGAAAAGUCAUUUUAGUUUAGACUAUGAUCUAUAACAGAAGAUUUAGUUUCACAUGGUUGGUUAAUCUUUGAAAGAAACAGGAGAUUUAGUAAAAUUAGAUUAGUCACUUAAUGCUUGGAAAAAAUAACUUUAAAAUAUAAAAAUGUUCACUCUAAAUUUAUAUGAUUUUAGUAAGAAGUCUACUUUUUUAUCAUUAUUGAGAUAUUUGAUAAGCAUUAAAAAAAAAAGGUAUAAAAAACUCUGA
Tetrahymena thermophila SB210 is the source of this 756-nucleotide messenger RNA. RefSeq lists its product as hypothetical. NCBI's taxonomy places the organism in Eukaryota, Ciliophora, Oligohymenophorea, Hymenostomatida, Tetrahymenidae. The transcript is spliced from 2 exons. The record is from RefSeq and is a predicted model, not a curated record.